This is a messenger RNA of Polistes canadensis, 3150 nucleotides long. It is a transcript of the gene Hex110, whose product is annotated as hexamerin-like. The transcript has 10 exons. Lineage: Eukaryota; Metazoa; Arthropoda; Insecta; Hymenoptera; Vespidae. The record is from RefSeq and is a predicted model, not a curated record. Bases 1 to 2904 code for a protein of 967 amino acids.
AUGCGGUACAUAUUCCUUCUAUUGACUCUCGUGGCCCUCGGAGCGGCUGUAGCUCCGCAGCAAAAGCAACAUGCUGCCAAUCAAGAACUCUUGCAAAAGCAGCAGGACGUUGUUGAUCUUCUAUUGCAAAUAACUCAGGAUCAAAUUCCAAACCCUCAAUUAAAUCACAUCGGCCAUACUUACGAUAUUGUUGCCAAUGCUAACAAAUAUGAAAAUCCGGUAAUCGUUAAGUACUACGGUUACAUGGUUAAUGCUGGUUUGAUUCAGCCCAGAGGUACUGCUUUCUCUAACUCUCAGAGCCAGUUGCGCAAAGAAGCAGCUUUGGUUCAAAAGAUCUUAUUGGGCGCCCUGGACUAUCAAACUUUCUUGAAUACUGCCGCUUAUGCUCGCGUUAAGGUCAACGAAGGACAAUUUUACCAGGCCUUCACUGCUGCCAUUUUACAACGCCCGGACACACAAGAAGUCAUUUUUCCACCACCAUAUGAAGUCUUACCCUCAUACUUCUUAAACUCUAAAGCUAUCCUGCAAGCACAAAAUUCCCAUGGUUUAUACAAUGAAGUUGUUAUCCCUGUCAAUCAGACCACUUACUUGCCCCAUAGAGAAGCUGAAAUUGGUUACUUCACCAAUGACAUUGGACUUCAAAGCUACUAUUCUUAUGUUCAUCUAGCUAAUAACAAUCUGGAAUUGCAGCAACAGCAACAGCAACAGCAACAACAGCAACAACAACAACAUCAACAGCAACAACAUCAUCAACAACAACAACAACAACAGCAACAACAGUACAAUAAUCCAAAUGGUAAAGGAGCUAAAUCCCAGUACCUUCAAAAGCAACUUCUGGCCUAUUACGAAUUGAACCGCCUUUCCAACGGACUUAAUCCAAUUGAAGACGUUGAUUACGUUACCGUACACGCUCCAUUGGAAUCUCAUCUUCUAAAUUACAAUGGCCUCCCAUUCCCUGACCGUCCAGAAACCUUGAAUCUCGAACAACAAGGCAGCCAACAACAGCAAUUGAGUCAGGCCGUGAGGACAUUAGAACAGAGACUUAUUCAAGCCAUUGACUCUGGAUAUGUUCAAACUGCACAAGGUGCUCUGCUUUCUCUUUACCAACCACAAGGCAUAAGCAUUCUUGCUGAUCUUAUCCAAGGAACUGGUAGAAGCGUUAAUCCAAGAUACUACGGCAACCUUCAAGCAGCAGCUAGCCAACUCCUUGGCAACGCUCCCCAUGCUCCAAACAUCUACGAUUACUCGCCAUCCGUUUUGGAACUCCCCGAGACCUCUGUUCGUGACCCUGCUUUCUAUCAACUCCUCAAGAAAGUAAUCAAUCUCUACAACAGAUACCAAGAAUCCUUGCCCGCUUACCAAUACAACCACCUCCUAGUUCCUGGCGUUACCAUCGAAGAUGUUGGCAUUACUCCAUUAACGACCUACUUCAGCUACUUCGACGUUAACCUUACCCAGGCAAUGGGACAUGGACAACAGCAAGGACAACAGCAAGAACAACAAGAAGGACCAGCCAUUGUAGCUCAACUUAAGAUAUUAGAUCACUUGCCUUACAAUUACUAUAUCAAUGUUAACAGUGAGAAACACAUUCCUAAUGCUGUUGUUCGCGUUUACCUUGGACCAAAAUACGACUACCAAGGCCAACCAAUAAGCAUUUCUGAAUCCAGACAUUUAUUCGUUGAAUUCGACCAGUUUGUUAAAAAUCUUAGACAAGGUAAAAAUGUUAUCGCCAGGCACUCUGUGCAAGCACCAGAAAAAAGCUUUGACUAUCCAUCGAUUCAUCUAAUCCAAGAUGGCGUAAACUCUGCUUUACACUCCCAGCAUCCGUUCUACAAGACCAAACCACAAGACAUGUAUGGCUUCCCUGCUAGGCUAUCUCUUCCCAAAGGUACCGACUACGGUUAUCCACUCCAACUUCUCGUAGUGAUUUCCGUACAAGGACAACAACAGCCAAGCUACAAUCCAGUUAUUCCACAACAAUACCAGAACUAUCAGCAAGACUACCAAAUCGUUGGAGUUAAUGAGUAUCAUCAAUCGAGAUCGGAGCCUGGACAAACCGUAGAAGUUGUGCCUGAGCAAAGUAACCUUGAAGAUUUAAUCGAAGCUGUCGCUACCGAACAUGGCAGCCUUUACACUAAACACCCAGCUCAAUCCCAAGCACAAUCCCAAGUACAAUCCCAGGCACAAACUUACCAAUAUGAACAGGCUUCUCAGCAAGCUGGCAUACAAGGAGGUGUCCAAAUUGGACCUUAUGGCAUACACGGAGUGUUCCAAACUGGAGUACAAGGUGGCCCACAUGUAGGAGUACAAGGUAGCCAACAAGUAGGAGUACAAGGUGUUCCACAAUCAGGAGUACAAGGUGUCGUACAAGGAGGCGUACAAGCAGGAGUACAGGCAGGAGUACAGGCAGGAGUACAAGGUGGAGUACAGGCAGGAAUACAAGGAAGAGGAUAUGAAGGAGGUGUAUAUGGUGGCAGCGCUUACUCGCACGUUAGCCAAGGACAACAUGGUUACCAUGGACAACAAGGACAACAAGGACAACAAGGACAGCAAGGACAACAAGGACAGCAAGGACAACAAGGACAGCAAGGACAACAUGGACGACAAGGACAACAAUACGGUAGCGGCCAGACUCACGCCGGUGGAUUCCAAGGCAUCUAUCAAUUUUAUUCCCAAAUUCAAGAGGAACAACAACAACAAGAACAACAACAGCAAGCCAAUAACUAUUAUCAGAACCAAAAUAUCGCUGACUUUAUUGGUGGUGCCAUUUCCUAUGAUGACAAACCUUAUGGUUACCCAUUAGAACGACCUCUUACUGCUGGUGCUCUUGCUGUCCCUAACAUUUACGUGAAAGAUGUUCACGUUUACCACAAGGGUCAACCUACAAACUCGAUCAGCCCGUAAUAACGUCACCGAAAUACUUACGACUAGUGUAUUAAACGUAGCGAUUUGAAUUUGAUCUAUGUCACACUUAAAAAUAACACGCAUUACCGAAGUGUGUGCGUGUGUGUCUGUUUUUAUAUGACUGUGUGUACCUCUUAAUUUGAAAAUGAUAAAAAAGGAUUGAUUAAUACAAAGAAAACGCAAUAAAUAAAUUGUUAUAGAAACUUAUUGGUUCUCAAUAUUUCAGACUUAAUGAUUUCUCAUCAA